GGGGGGUGUUGGUCCGUUCAGGGCGGGGGAUGACUCACGGCCCAUCCCAUCUCCCCGACGCCGCCCGCCCGCGCAGAGCUCACUCCAUGGCUUAGCGGAGGAGGCGGUGGCGAGCGGGGGGAGGGGGACUCUUAUUUUGUUAGGGGGACCGGGCCGAGGCCCGACUGGCCUGGCAGGGCUCGCCCGGGGCCGGGCGUCAUGUCUCAUGCGGCCGAGCCAGCUCGGGACGGCGUAGAGGCCAGCGCAGAGGGCCCUCGAGCCGUGUUCGUGCUGUUGGAGGAGCGCAGGCCGGCCGACUCGGCCCAGCUGCUCAGCCUGAACUCUUUGCUUCCGGAGUCCGGGAUUGUUGCUGACAUUGAAUUAGAAAACAUCCUUGAUCCUGACAGCUUCUACGAGCUCAAAAGCCAACCCCUAUCACUUCGCUCAAGCCUCCCAAUAUCACUGCAGGCCACACCAGCCACCCCAGCUACACUCUCUGCAUCAUCUUCUGCAGGGGGCUCCAGGACCCCUGCCAUGUCGUCCUCUUCCUCCUCGCGGGUCUUGCUGCGGCAGCAGCUAAUGCGGGCCCAGGCCCAGGAGCAGGAGAGGCGUGAGCGCCGGGAACAGGCUGCAGCCUCUUCCUUCCCCAGUCCUGCACCUGCCUCUCCUGCCAUCUCUGUGGUCGGCGUCUCUGCUGGGGGCCACGCAUUGGGCCGCCCUCCCCCUGCUCAGGUGCCCAGGGAGGUGCUCAAGGUGCAAACCCAUCUGGAGAACCCAACGCGCUACCACCUGCAGCAGGCGCGCCGGCAGCAAGUGAAGCAGUACCUGUCCACCACCCUUGGGCCCAAGCUGGCUUCCCAGGCCCUCACCCCACCGCCGGGGGCUGCCAGUGCCCAGCCGCUCCCUGCCCCCGAGGCUGCCCACACUGCUGGCCCCACAGGCAGUGCUCCCAACAGCCCCAUGGCACUGCUCACCAUCGGGUCCAGCUCAGAAAAGGAGAUUGAUGAUGUCAUUGAUGAGAUCAUCAGCCUGGAGUCCAGUUACAACGAUGAGAUGCUCAGCUAUCUGCCCGGAGGCACCGCUGGGCUGCAGCUCCCCAGCACGCUGCCUGUGUCAGGGAAUCUGCUUGAUGUGUACAGUAGUCAGGGUGUGGCCACACCAGCCAUCACCGUCAGCAACUCCUGCCCAGCUGAGCUGCCCAACAUCAAACGGGAGAUCUCUGAGACAGAGGCCAAGGCCCUUUUGAAGGAGCGACAGAAGAAAGACAAUCACAACCUCAUUGAGCGUCGCAGGCGAUUCAACAUUAACGACAGGAUCAAGGAGCUGGGCACCCUCAUCCCCAAGUCCAGUGACCCGGAGAUGCGCUGGAACAAGGGCACCAUCCUCAAAGCCUCUGUGGAUUACAUCCGCAAGUUGCAGAAGGAGCAACAGCGCUCCAAAGACCUGGAGAGCCGGCAGCGAUCCCUGGAGCAAGCCAACCGCAGCCUGCAGCUCCGAAUUCAGGAGCUAGAACUGCAGGCUCAGAUCCAUGGUCUGCCGGUACCUCCCACCCCAGGGCUGCUCUCCCUGGCCACAACUUCAGCCUCUGACAGCCUCAAGCCAGAGCAGCUGGAUGUUGAGGAGGAGGGCAGGCCAGGCACAGCAACGUUUCAUGCAGGGGGGGGACCUGCCCAGGGUGCUCCCCAUCAGCAGCCCCCAGCGCCCCCCUCGGAUGCCCUUCUGGACCUGCACUUUCCCAGCGACCACCUGGGGGAUCUGGGGGACCCCUUCCACCUGGGGCUGGAGGACAUUCUGAUGGAGGAGGAGGAAGGGGUGGUGGGAGGACUGUCGGGGGGUGCCCUGUCCCCACUGCGGGCUGCCUCUGAUCCCCUGCUCUCUUCGGUAUCCCCCGCUGUCUCCAAGGCCAGCAGUCGCCGCAGUAGCUUCAGCAUGGAGGAGGAGUCCUGAUCAGGCCUCACCCCUCCCCUGGGACUUCCCCACCCAGGAAAGGAGGACAAGUCAGGAUGAGGCCCCGCCUUUUCCCCUACCCUCCCAUGAGACUGCCCUGCCCAGGUGUUCUGGGGGAAGAGAUGUGAUAAGGCCCCACCCCUGUAACCAGGCAAGGAGGAGGAGUCAGAUGAGGCCCUGCCCCUUUCCCACAGGACCUGCCAGUGCAGGUACUUCAGACAUGGAGAAGGCAGUGACAUCAGGGCCUGUCCCAUAGAGAUCACAGCCUCGCCCCUGCCCCGUGGGACCCACCCUUGCCCAGGUGAAGGAAGGAGACAGGAUGAGGUCGGCCCCUGUCCUCUAGGGACUGUCCUAGCCAGGUCUCUUGGGAUUAGGAGGUGUCAGGAUACUGCUCCAGCCCCUCUCUGGAAACCACCAGUCUAGUCCAUCCUGGCGAGGAAGAGGAGUCAAAAUAAUGGAGGUCCCACCCUCGAGGUUUAAGCCCCGCCUCUUCCCCAUGAGCCCUACCCUGCCCAGGCAGGAACAGAAGUGAGGAUGAGAGCCGGCCCCUUCACCUGGGAACUUAGUCCUGGCCCUCUGGCAGUGGAGGAGCCAGGCCCUGCCCCUUCCCAAUAGGAACAGCCCAGCGCAGGUGUUUUAGGUGUGGAGGAGUCAGUAAGAUCAGGCCACCGAGUGGAGAUACCAGCCCUUGUCCCUUAGCAACAUCCCAUCCCACCUGAGCAUUCCACACUGCAGGGAAGAGUGGUACUUAAGCUCCCCUGCCUUCACCUGGGACCAACGGGACUUAACCUAGGAGGACUCUGAGCCGACCUUGCCCUUGGAGAAGGGGGCAGAUCUUGAAAUCUUGUGGAUUGACAUUCCAGACCUGGAUCAGGAGUUAGACCCGCGCUUGGGCAGAGUCUUGCCUCCUUGCCUGAAGGGCAGUUUGGGGAGGUGAUGGGGAUUAGGGGGUACUGAGUCCGGGUUCCCAGAACCAGCACCCCAGUACUCUUCUUCAACGUGUAGAGGAACAGGAUGAAGGAAAGGGCCUUUCUGGGGACUUCCUCAGCACAAGAAAAAGUGGAAGCCUGUCCCACCAAGGCAGAGGCUUGGAGGGAGGGUUGCAAAAGCAUAUGUACCCCCUCUUUUGUUUAUCUGAUUUUUUACUGACGCCCUACUCAGAAGCUAAGUCACCCCCGACCUCCAGCCUCCACCCAGUUCUCCAUUUGGAGGAAUCCUCCCCACUUCAGAGUUAUCAAGAGGCGUUCCCCACCCAUCCCCACCCCUCCUACCACAUAGACUCAAGGUCAUCAGCUUUGGAUUGUUGGGGUCAAGCCCCAAGGAGGGUGUACUGAGAGGUCUGUAGGUUUGUGAUUAAAAUAAUAAAUGCUAGGCGUGUUUGAUGCGCUUUUAACUUUGGCAAAGAGUCUCCUGUCCUUGCUUUGACUGUGCAGCAAACCUCCACGCAGGCUGGGAGGAAGAAAGGUUCUCGGAAGAAACAGAUUGCAGAGGGAUCGAUAAAAGAAUGAGAGAGGCCGGAGGAAAACAACCUGCACACGAAACCCAUCCGUUCUCAGCUGCCCGCCGGUGCCUCCUGACUGCUGCGAGCGCUCCACCUCAUCGAGGCUGAGGGAUGUUCAUCAAGAAAGUACGCGGCCCCAUUCCCAUUUCCUCUUUGAAGAAGCCGAGGAAUAGAAUUUAAGUAACUGUCUGAGAUGUGCAGCUAGUAAAGAUGAAGAGCUGAACGGUAAAGUUAGCUGAGUGAGGGCUCCAGUUUGAAAAAUGUCACUGAGGGCAGAGGAGGCAAAGAAGAUUUUCUUGCAAGUUGGCGUCUGGAAGUGUAUGCAGAUGUCUCCCAGCAGACAGUAGAGGUACUCCAGACGGUGGAAAGCGCAAAGACAAACACCAUGAAGGCAGAGGAACAGGCAGGCAACUCGAUUUUGGAACAGAUGUUGACUGUUGGGGAGAGUUUAAAAGGAGGGAAACAGACACAAGUGUCUUCUUUGUUGAAGGCUGGGGAAAAAUAUUAGGCCUGGGAUUCCUCAGCCAGACUGGCUCCUGGGCCAGGCCAGGCUUCAGGCCUGCUCCUGGGUUUCCCCCAGCAGACUGUGACCACUACACUUGCUACUCCAUUCUAGCCUACCACACUGUGACCCCUGACGCCUGGUUGCUGAGUCUGCCACCAAAUUGAUGGCUCCUUGAUUUCUUUAUUUUUUUUCUCCUCAAAUUUUCUAUAUUCUCAUCUUUAUUUUAUAA
This is a messenger RNA of Equus quagga, 4161 nucleotides long. RefSeq names its product transcription factor binding to IGHM enhancer 3 (gene TFE3). NCBI's taxonomy places the organism in Eukaryota, Metazoa, Chordata, Mammalia, Perissodactyla, Equidae. The coding region runs from base 199 to 1926 and encodes 575 amino acids. The record is from RefSeq and is a predicted model, not a curated record. Gene Ontology annotation, biological process: regulation of osteoclast differentiation; positive regulation of DNA-templated transcription; regulation of transcription by RNA polymerase II. Gene Ontology annotation, molecular function: RNA polymerase II cis-regulatory region sequence-specific DNA binding; protein dimerization activity; DNA-binding transcription factor activity, RNA polymerase II-specific. Gene Ontology annotation, cellular component: nucleus. The transcript is spliced from 10 exons.